UCGAUAAACCUGCCUAUUUUCCUCGAAAGUACGUAUUUUCGCGAUUCUAACACGAUACGAUGUGACAGAAAACAAGUUAGUUAUCUCACAUCUCGAAAAAAAAUGUAAAAAGUGUAAUGUUGUACUUCUUCUUUGUUCACGAAAUUCAUGCUAAUGUUUGGGUUAUCGCGCUAGCACGCAAUUGACUCCCAUUGUCUCCCUUGAAGGAAAACUCAAGCUUGCCCCCCCAGAAUGCACCGCGUAGCCCAUGGAGGAUGCAGGGAAACGGGCACACAGUGUGGCGUCGAUAGGAUUCCCAUCUCCUCUAACGGAUCUCUGCAGGUGGACGCCUAUUCGGGAAUUCAUCUGUAGCUGCGUUGUAAUUCACGUCCCUAUAUAAAUGAGCGUUUAGUUAGUUAGUAAUCGGUAUUUACCGUUCGCUUUUAAAAGCUCCUUCUGUGAAGAUAAAAAUAUAUAUAUAUAUUUUGUCAUUAUGGAUGUUUGGAGAACGUUUCGUCCGUCCCACAGCCUGUUUUGGUCCGCUUUCGUGGCGUAAAAGUUGUUCGUGUUAUUGUAGCCAGCUCCGAAAGGGUCGGUGGCUUUCCCAGACAAAUCUCAGCCUUUCCUUUUGACUCUUGGACGGCAGGAGUGGAGCAGUUUAUUCCUGGGACUCGGCCUAGUCUAGUAACGUAUCUCACCAAUCUCCAAGGCCUCCAAAAUGUCGAUUUUAGGAUUAAAAAAGAAACAACCAAAGACUUUUAAGGUCAAAGUCAUCACUAUGGAUGCUGAAAUGGAGUUUAGCUGUGAGGUGAAAUGGAAAGGGAAGGAUCUGUUUGAUCUGGUGUGUCGGACAGUGGGUCUGAGGGAAACCUGGUUCUUUGGCCUCCGGUACACAGUGAAGGACACCUAUGCAUGGCUGAAGACAGAGAAACGGGUCUUGGAUCAAGAGGUCCCUAAAGACUCACCGAUAACGUUUCACUUCCUGGCCAAGUUCUUCCCAGAGAAGGUAGAAGAGGAGCUGGUGCAGGAAAUCACACAACACCUCUUCUUUCUGCAGGUGAAAAAGCAAAUAUUAGACGAGGAAAUUUUCUGUUCUCCUGAAGCCUCUGUCCUGUUGGCGUCGUACGCUGUUCAAGCCAAGUAUGGGGACUAUGAACCAAACUUUCACAAGCCGGGGUUCUUAGCCCAGGAUGAGCUCCUACCUAAAAGAGUUCUGAUGCAGUACCAGAUGACUGCAGACAUGUGGGAGGAGAAGAUCACAGCCUGGUACGCAGAGCACAGAGGCAUCGCCAGGGAUGAGGCUGAGAUGGACUACCUGAAGAUAGCUCAGGACCUGGACAUGUAUGGAGUCAGCUACUUUGCCAUCACUCAAAAUAAACGAGACACAGACCUGCUACUGGGUGUCGAUGCCCAGGGCCUUCAUAUUUACAGCCCCAACAGCAAACUGAACCCCAACAAGUCUUUCCCCUGGAGCGGCAUCCGCAACAUCUCCUACAGCGAGAAGGAGGUAACCACGUUCACAAUAAAACCUCUGGACAAGAAGAAGGAUGUUUUCAAAUUCUACUCCUCCCAACUGAGAGUCAACAAACUGAUCCUGCAGCUGUGCAUUGGGAACCAUGACCUGUUCAUGAGGAGGAGGAAGGUGGACUCCAUCGAGGUUCAGCAGAUGAAGUCUCAGGCCAAGGAGGAGAAGGCUCGCAAGAAGGUGGAGCGUCAGAUCCUUGCACGGGAGAAGCAAAUGAGGGAGGAGGCAGAGCGAGCGAAGGAGGAGAUGGAGAGACGACUGUUCCAGCUGCAGGACGAGGCACGGCUGGCCAAUGAGGCGCUGCUGCGUUCAGAGGAGACCGCAGAUCUGCUGGCGGAGAAGGCCCAGAUCGCCGAGGAGGAAGCCAAGCUGUUGGCCCACAAGGCUGCCGAGGCGGAGCAGGAGAGACAGAGGAUAGAGGCUACCGCCCUCAAGACCAAGGAGGAGAAGAGACUGAUGGAGCAGAAGAUGAGAGAGGCAGAGCAGCUGGCCGUCAAACUGGUGGAGCAGUCAGAGAGGAGGUCGAAGGAGGCGGACCAUCUGAAGCAGGACCUUACAGAGGCCAAGGAUGCUGAGAGGAGAGCCAAGCAGAAGCUCCUGGAGAUCACCAAGACAUCUUAUCCGCUCAUAGCGGCCUACUCCACCCCCCCUCCUCCCCCAGAGGGAGGAGACCUAGCUCUGGGAUCCGGAUCAAUGCGCAUCGACUUUAAAGACUCUGAUAUGAAGAGACUGUCAAUGGAGAUAGAAAGGGAGAGACUAGAGUACGUGGAGAAGAGUAAACACCUGCAGGACCAGCUGAAGGAGCUGAAGUCUGAGAUUGAGUCUCUGAAGUUGGAGGAGCAGCAGCAGCAGGCUGGGGUCUACAGCCUCCGCAACGAGGCCCGCGGCUACCCCCCUGAACCACCCUACAUGCCCCAUAGUAAUAGAAACUCUGCCUACAUGGCUCAGAUGGCUUUUUUUGAGGAAGUGUGAUCCAACUGCCAUUGGAUGAAACAGGGGGUAGGCUAAAUGCCAUUGGAAGACACGCAGGGAGGCGGGACAUUGGUUGUGACUCUUGUUCCUUAAUACCAAGAUAUGCCUACUUCAUCUAUCUAUGUUUUGUGCCUGACAAAAGGAGCACACACACACACACACACACACACACACACACACACACACACACACACACACACACACACACACACACACACACACACACACACACACACACACACACACACACACACACACACACUCCCAGUGACACUCCAGAACGGACUGUGCUUUGGAAAGAUCUGUAUUCCUCAGAUGACACACACCACAACACUACAAGUUCUCCGUUCUGUUUUAUUUGAUGCAGCCCUAGUCACACUGCCUGUGGGUGUAUAUUAUCACAGACGGUGCUGUGUGCAUGUUCUGCGGAUGCAUUUUACUUCAAUGUUUGGUUUUCAAAGGGAUGCCUGGUAGAGUGUGAUAGAGAUUUGACUGAGGUAGUUUAUCCUAUAUGACUGACUCUACACUACAGUGUGCCUUUAGGAGAAUAUACUCUCGCAGCGACCAGGAUCAGGUCGGUCAAGCCACCAGGCUUCAGGUGUGAUACCUUGCCUUCGCUGAAUAAUGUCUUACUUUACUCAGUCGUUUUGUUGUAGCAUGGUCGAACUGAUCGUCUCCAGAGCAACAUGUGUCCUGCAUCACAUUAUGCCUCCUAACCAUUGUCAAUUCAAACUGUCAUUUCAACAGUUUUAUGUUUUUAGUAUUUUAGACUGUUGACGUGCCUUUAACUUUGCUUUUUAAAACGUUUUCUUCACGUUACGAACAUUACAUAUGCAAUCCCUCGUUCACUAGUUCCUGUUAUGGAGCAUCCCAAAAGGCACCCUACUCCCUAUUUAGUGCACUGCCUUUGACCAGUGCCCUAUUUAGUUCAUUUAUGGUGACAUUUGGGACAAUAACCUGCCUGGAUUGUCAAACUCCUCUGGGGUGGGUUUAGCUCCAACACCUCUGGGGUGGGUUUAGCUCCAACACCUCUGGGGUGGGUUUAGCUCCAACACCUCUGGGGUGGGUUUAGCUCCAACACCUCUGGGUUGGGUUUAGCUCCAACACCUCUGGGUUGGGUUUAGCUCCAACACCUCUUGGUUGGGUUUAGCUCCAACACCUCUGGGGUGGGUUUAGCUCCAACACCUCUGGGGUGGGUUUAGCUCCAACACCUCUGGGGUGGGUUUAGCUCCAACACCUCUGGGGUGGGUUUAGCUCCAACACCUCUGGGGUGGGUUUAGCUCCAACACCUCUGGGGUGGGUUUAGCAGGCAGACAAGCCCACUUCUCUUCUGAUUUCUACGACAUCUUGUUAGUGCUUAGCUCAGAGGAAGGUUCCGUCUAGAAAAGUAGGGAAGACAUUCUGUAUAUGGAGGAGGAGAAGAGGGAGACAGAAGGUUUGUGCUUGUGAAGGAAGUCGAUUUUAGAUGUAAUAACUCAUGGUUAAGGGUUGGGGUCAAUUCCAUUUCACAGAAAUGAUCUGUAAAAUGACAGACUAUAUAAUAAGAUUAUAAUGCCUAUUUGCUGAGUUGAAAUGGUCUGGACCCAACCUUUGUUGUGUUUUUAGAAUGGGAACCAUGUCUGAAAUGGUCAGAUAUCCCAACUAACAGAACACUGCUUGGCAGAUUAUGCAACAUUUUCAAGGUUGGGGGUUGGUUUGGCAAUUUUGUGGGUGCAGACACCUGCACGUACAGAGACACACAGCCAUGUAUUCAAACCAUGUCUCAAUAUCACAUUUAAACCCUACAUUUUAUUAGUCAUUUUUAUUGUAACAUAAAUAAAUUAUUGUUAGAUCUGAUUUACAGAAGUUUCCUGUAACCGAUGUCAGGUUUGAAUCGAAACGGAGUUGUUUUGGAUGGCAGGAUAUCACACACGCACUCUCAGCAUAAGUGUUGUGUACAUGUGUUUUUCAUUUCUGAUGGUUAUACCUAUGUAUGUGUGUAGAAUAGUGUUGUUGGGUUUUAUAAUGUUGUUUAUCUUACUGUUGUUGACUUUUUCCAUCCUCUCCCCCCUAUCCUCCUUUCCCUCUCUCGCACUCCUCCUCUUUCAUGUGUUCAUCGGCUUUAAAGGGCUUAAGUGUCACGUCAGUUUGUUUUUAACUGUUUGUUUAACUGUUUGUUUUAAUCAGAACUUUUUCAUAUCUACAGGUUUACUGUAAUCACCAAAAUCUGUCCCAAGUGGCACCCUAUUCCCUAUAUAGUGCACUACGUUUGACCCGGGCCAGCAUCAGGCUCGGGUCAAAAGUAGUGUUCUAUACAAGGGGGAAUAGAGUUCCAUUUGGGACACAGACACUAUAUGGCUGUCUCUCAACACUCUGUCGUUGCCUCCUUUCCUUUUUAGAGUGCGGCAAGUAACCUUGCGGUUAGUUAGGCCAGUAAACGGCCGAAGAGGUCGCUGAUUCGAGUACCUGAGCCGACAAGGUGAAACAUUUGUCGAUGUGCCCUUGAGCUCCAGGGGUGCCGUACUAUGGCUGACCUUGUAAAACACUGGACUGUGUUUUUCUUCUUCACAACCUUGAUUCCGUUCCUUCAUUGCCGCUAGUCAAUUUAUAGAGUUGUAGAGGUUUCCUCUGUGUAGAGGUUUCCUCCGUGUAGAGGUUUCCUCCGUGUAGAGGUUUCCUCCGUGUAGAGGUUUCCUCCGUGUAGAGGUUUCCUCCGUGUAGAGGUUUCCUCCGUGUAGAGGUUUCCUCCGUGUAGAGGUUUCCUCCGUGUAGAGGUUUCCUCUGUGUAGAGGUUUCCUCUGUGUAGAGGUUUCCUCUGUGUAGAGGUUUCCUCUGUGUAGAGGUUUCCUCCGUGUAGAGGUUUCCUCCGUGUAGAGGUUUCCUCCAGAGGUUUCCUCCGUGUAGAGGUUUCCUCCAGAGUUUCCUCCAGAGGUUUCCUCCAGAGGUUUCCUCCAGAGGUUUCCUCCAGAGGUUUCCUCUGUGUUGCGGUCACCUAUCAUGCCCUGCCAGAUCAGUGGCCAUAGAGGAAAGGACACAAGGGAAGGAAGCUAGUUAACACUAUUAAGACACAGCCAGGUAGGGACAUGCCAAACAAAAGCUAAUCACAAUGUCUGAUUUCCACGAUGAAGUGUUUUGAGUGCUGUUUUUUUUUUUUGUCAUAAGAGAAUCAAUGCUGUCAAAGGGCUUGGCUGUUGCUUAUUAAAACAAAUAUACAUUAGCA
Messenger RNA from Oncorhynchus gorbuscha (pink salmon), 5675 nucleotides. RefSeq names its product NF2, moesin-ezrin-radixin like (MERLIN) tumor suppressor b (gene nf2b). Lineage: Eukaryota; Metazoa; Chordata; Actinopteri; Salmoniformes; Salmonidae. The record is from RefSeq and is a predicted model, not a curated record. Bases 698 to 2476 code for a protein of 592 amino acids. Gene Ontology annotation, cellular component: cytoskeleton; adherens junction; filopodium. Gene Ontology annotation, molecular function: actin binding; cell adhesion molecule binding. The transcript has 17 exons. Gene Ontology annotation, biological process: positive regulation of early endosome to late endosome transport; regulation of gliogenesis; regulation of organelle assembly.